This is a messenger RNA of Cladocopium goreaui, 324 nucleotides long. The record is from the annotation of a GenBank genome assembly. Lineage: Eukaryota; Dinophyceae; Suessiales; Symbiodiniaceae.
AUGACUUCAUUGUGGUCAGCGACGAUGAAGAGGAAGUCAACACCACCGACGGCAUAUCAGACAUCGGCCCGGCUGCAGCUGAGGCACUUGGCAUGCUCGUGCACACCAUGUACAACGAUGAGACAGGGCUCACCCUCUACCCUGUCUCGCAAUAUCGUUGUGUGCUGCCGGACCAUCCGCAAGACCAGGAAUUUGCAGGCCAGAUCAGGCCAGGCAAUACGGUCGACGCGUUUUCCAAAAUUGUUGUUUGCUUGCUGCGCUGUUCCUUUACCCGGCCAUGUGAGGAAAGGGCGUCAUGCAAAUCUCCGAGCUGCCGGAACAUGA